CUUCAAUAUCAACCGUUCAUCAACUAGCAACCGCCAGCCCAUUAGAGAAAUCAAUACGUCGUUCACCACUCGAGAAUAUAAUCACGUAUAAUACCACUCUCAAUAAACACGUCAAUCCAAACCCACAGCCUUCUCAAUAAAAUAGAGAGACCUUAGGAACAAGGGAACAAGAGACGAGCAAGUCUCAUAGGUACGUGUUGAACCCGAAAUACACACACACCACCUUUCGUCGGGCGCACAGCAAAAUUCAUCAUGUCCUAUCCGCCUCCUCCAGGCUCGAACUCGUCGCUCCCGCCGCGCCCACCGCCCUCGCGCGUAUCCGGCUUCAAGCCCGCCUUCUCGCCCGCGCCUCCCCCAACCCACACCCCGAGCCCCGGCGCCGCGACAGGCGCUCCCUACGCAGCACCCGCGUACUCCGGCGCGCCCACCACCGCCCACCACCACCACAACCAAUAUGGCGGCUCCUCGUACCAGCAGCCGUACUCGCGGCCCCCCUCCAUGAACAGCGGGUACCAGCAGUCCGCCUCCGCGAACCCGUACCAGUACCCCGGGCAGCAACACCAGCAGCACCAUCAACAGAGCGGAUACCAAUCGCAGCCGAGCUACUACAGCGGACAGCCGCAAGCCGCUCCCCCGGCCACAUCGUACGCUGCGCCGCCACAAAUCCGCAACCCGUUCCCGGCGCCCGCACAAGCGCGUACCAACGACGACUAUGACCCCGACAUGGCGGCGCAGAUCGCGCAAUGGCAGAGCGCGUACGUGAAGGACCCCACUAAGGAGGGUCCCGGCGCGCCAGGAGCAACGGCAGCGGUACCCACGUCCAACGGUCGGGGUGGCGGGUACGCGAACGGCGGCACAACGACCACGACGACAUACAGCGCAGAGCCGAGCGCCACGGCAGCAGCAGCAGCAGUGGGAGCCAACGCCGCAGCAACAAGCACCGACAAGAAGAAAACCGUAGUGCGGUCCGGCGGCGGGCAGAAGUGGACGGACGACACGCUACUAGAAUGGGACCCCUCGCACCUGCGUCUGUUCGUAGGCAACCUAGCAGGCGAGACGACCGACGAGUCGCUAUACAAAGCCUUCUCGCAAUGGAAGUCUUUGCAAAAAGCGCGUGUGAUCCGAGACAAAGUAACCGCGAAGUCGAAAGGGUACGGGUUCGUAUCCUUCAGCGACCCGGACGAGUUCUUCUCAGCCGCGAAGGAGAUGAACGGGAAGUACAUCCAAUCGCACCCCGUCGUCGUGCGCAAGAGCACGACCGAGAUCAAGCCCACCGCACAGAAGGACAAUAACCGCUGGAACAAGAACAACAAGAACAAGAAUUGGAAGAACAAGAACCGCGGUGGAGGAAACGGUAAUGGGUCCGGCGGCGGAGGUAAGCGGGAAGGAAGCUUCGAGCCCCAUCUUGGCCCUGCGGCUGCGGGUGUGCAUAAGCCGGGCCAGAAGACCAAGGGUGGACUUAAGCUGUUGGGUUAAUUACCUAGGUAUAAGGGGUACGAAUUAGUAUAUACCUAGGUUGGCUACAAGAUGAUACUACCCGCAUAGCCUUUGUGUUGCUGGGUUCGGGGUGCUUUGUUUUAGUGUUGGGCGUUGAGGAAACUCAGAUUAUUAAUGAAAAGCCUCGAUUUAGACACCAGGGAGCAUGACGUAUAAUUAAACCCCGUUGAGAACACGGUCCUGAUAUGCUCUAUGUCA
Molecule: messenger RNA, 1695 nt
Organism: Annulohypoxylon maeteangense
Lineage: Eukaryota; Fungi; Ascomycota; Sordariomycetes; Xylariales; Hypoxylaceae
Product: RNA-binding domain-containing protein
Exons: 1
Coding region: 253-1476 (407 amino acids)
Molecular function (GO): mRNA binding
Source: RefSeq, a predicted model, not a curated record